AUGCCUUCUACACGGCCAUGCGCGGCUUUCGAGCCAAUCGCGCCUGACUUCGACCUCAAGAGCCUCGUGGAGUCACAAGCGAACUUUGAAUGGGUGGUGCGCAUACAUUGCGAUAUGAUCGACCACCAAGGCCUCGAGAACUUCGAUAAGCUGGUCCUGAUUCAUGUCAUACUCGGCGGGAAGCCGCUCGUCAUUGAGGGCUAUGAAGGGCGCCUUGACCGAUGGACCUUUGCGCUCCAGUGGCUCCGCGACAACUGCGGCUCAAAGGUCGAGAAUGCGCGAGAUCUCACCAAGAAGACUAACGUCCCGUUGACCAUCGGCCACUACCUGAAUAACAUGGCACUGUUGACAAACCAAUGGACCCCGCAGAACUACAAGGAUCCUGAACGUCAGCGGAUGUAUCUUAAAGAUAUCGACUGUCCACAGCUAUGGCGGGACAAACUGGCAGAGAUCCUUCCGCCUGGCCUCUUCUAUCUGAACGAAUCGACUGGUGACCUUGGUGGAUACGGCGCGAUGGACGAGAACGACUCCGUUCGACCCGGCACGAAGAAAGGCAGAGGCAUUGCCAAAGCGGGCGAUUUGAUGAGUAGCUUGCCCAAUGAGAUGCGCGCCGAAAAUCUCAUGUGUUACGUGGGCCACGAAGGCACUUACACUCCCGCCCAUCGAGAAAUGUGCGCAAGCCUCGGUCAAAACAUUAUGGUGGAGGCAUCUACUGGACUCAUCGAAGAUGGCAGACCGACCGGACCCGGCUCGUCAAUCUGGUUCAUGACGGAAAGUAAAGAGCGAGAAGUCGUCUCUGAGUAUUGGCUCUCGCGGCUCGGCCAUGAUAUUGAAAUUGAGAAUCACUUUGCGCAGGUCAAUGCUUGGAAGAAUGCCCCUUUCAAGGUCUAUAUUGUCGAGCAAAAGCCAGGCGACUUUAUCUUGAUCCCGCCACUCGCUCCACAUCAAGUUUGGAAUCGAGGCACCCGAACCAUGAAGGUCGCUUGGAAUAGAACCACCGUCGAAACGCUGGAGUUGGCACUUCAUGAAGCGCUUCCUCGGGCCAGGAUGGUCUGCCGUGACGAACAAUACAAGAACAAGGCCAUCAUCUACUACACCAUGCAGAAAUACUCGAAGCUUCUCCGUCAUGCGGAAAAGACCAGGCAGAGAUCUGUGGGCCCCAAGCAGAAGGCAUCGCGCGACGCAAAGGUCCGACAACUGGAGAAAGAUUUUCGCAGACUAGAAUUCCUGUUCACGGAGAUACUGGUAUCUGAAAGCUUUUUCCCUGACAAGCCUGAAAAGAAAGUGGAAUUGGUUCCUUACGACAGUAACAUUACCUGUUCAUACUGUCGCUGCAAUAUCUUCAACAGAUUUCUGACCUGCCCGAACUGCGUUGGACAACUGGCAAAUGGAGAUGAAGACACAUACGACAUCUGCAUGGAUUGUUAUGCCAUGGGCAGAAGUUGCGCGUGCAUCUCAAAGCUUAAGUGGGUCGAGCAAUGGUCUUGGGAAGAUUUGACGCAGAAACAUGAGCAGUGGCGACAGCAGAUCCUGCAAUAUGAAGGCAAGAUCACCGAGAAAUCGCCCGUAUCCCUCAAGAUUGAGCUAGGUCGACGCGGGAACAAGAGAACACUGGCGCAAAUUUGUCAGCUUGAAUUGUCAAGGAGGCCAUUCCGCGAUAUUGCACGCCCACCAUCCCCAGCCAAGGGCGACGAAGAGGUCGAAGUAAUAGGGCCAGAUGGCAGCGUCAAGAUCAGGAAAAAGAUCAAGCGUACAGACAAGUUCCUCCGAGAGCAUGCCCGCUGUCACACCGACUCGCAUUGGGAACCGAAGUGGAAGCAGGCCGCGUGUACCCAGUGCGACAAGCGCUACUGUUAUGGCACGCUAUUCCGGAGAUUUGACAUGAUGCCACAAGAUAUUCUUGCCGAUCCAAACUGGACAUGCCCCAGCUGCAAGGAAGUAUGCAGCUGCCGACCCUGCAGACAGAAGGCCGGCUACGAUUACAGACCUUACAGCCCCUCGGGCACUAUGCUGGGUCACAACACGAAAGCGGUCGCAGACCCACGAUCAGUGGAAAGUCUUGUUGACUUCAGCGUGUCCAAUAUUGGCUGGAUCCAGAAGGCAGAUGACGACCAUGGUGACCAGUCCCGCCGACUUAAGAAGCGGCGGAAAGAGGCAGACGCUGCCAAAGCAAAUGAGCCUGAACUGGGCGAAGACUAUGUUGAUGACGAUGCGGACAUGUCUGAUGGUGUAGAAGCAGGUCUUUUACGGCUUGCAGAGCAAGAAGGCUUUGCGAUUGACCCAGCACUGGGGACUGGUGGUGCCCCUACUGGCGCGCCUCCGGGAGACGACGAUGAUUUCGAUGAAAACCCAGAGAGCGCGAGGCGGCCGGGCGAUUUGACUCCUUCACACUCUCCUGCCGCGCUGCCUGAGGGUGGCGUUAUUAGAGACCUCGAGCAUGCCUACGAUCGGACCGAGGCAAUCACCUACGACUACCCUGAUCCGUCAGUCGCUCUGCUCGUCUCUGGCCCUGCCGAGGAAGGACAAACCGCACUGCCGCCGGGCUAUGUACCAGCCAGACCUGAAGAGAGUAUGGAGAUUGAGAUGGUUCGACAGAAGCGCAAACGAGCCAAGACGGAUGACGGCGAUAGGGCUUACAACUACAAGAAACCGAACCCGGAGAAGCAGAAGCAAAGAAAAUCCCUCAUUGUGAAGCUGUCAAUACCGAUAGAGAAGCUGAACGAAAUGGAAAAAACAGCCGAUCUCGCCAGGCGGCCAUUGAAUGGAACCCUUCAAGUGCCGGCACCCGUCAUCGGUUCUGAUUUGCAGGCGCUCAAUGCCGCGGAGGGCAAUCCUCAGGCGGUAGCCAAGAAAGUCAGACGAGAACCAGAGCUUAUUGAGGUGGAACGGGACGACGAGUUCAUGCCCGGAAGAUACCGUGAUCGCAGAAAACGUGCACAAGAUGGAGCUCCGCUGCCGCCACCUGAUACAGAGAUCACUCGACGACAGACGCGCAAGCAUCAGACUCGCUAUGAGGAGCCUUCGGAAGAUGAAUUCAAGGAAAUGCUUGGGCCAAAUGACAGGCGGAACUUGAAAGGCAACACGGCUGCGAAGACAACGCCGAGCAACGUUGUCAGAUCAAGCGACCUUGAACUGGAUUUCGACGAUCCGGAUCUGUCCGAAGAAGAUAUAGGCACAGAUAGCUCCACCUCUAUCCCAGCCAUGGAAAUUGGACAUGGAAGUCCGGAUCCGGCAACGAGAGCAGCCACAAAGGCUCCUGGACUGGCCGAGAGUGGAGUGGAUCGUGCAGUCAGCAAAGAAUCCACAACAGAGGGAAAUGAGAGCUCAUCAUUGAUCACUUCUCCAGCAUUGCCUUCCAAGGAAGCCAACCUAGCGAAGCCAACUUCAACUGGUCCGGCGAAGACUUCCGCUGGGUCCAUGGCCGAGGCACAAGCGAAUCGAAGAGCAAAGAUGGCUUUGAUCGAGUCAAUGGAGUACGACAGUGAUGACCUCGACUAUCCAUGGUCGCAAGACUCGGUCUCCGACGAGCCCGCCACGAAUGGUAGAACGUCCACUGUAUCCCCACCGGCACCGAACAAGCAGUCAGCCACUGACACUCAAAAAUCGAUCAGCGGCUCCGCACGCGUCGAGUUGGUAAAGAAACCCGUCAUCGUCAGUAAUGUAAAGGCGUCGGCCGCGGAUUGGGUUGAUAGUGAUGAUUCAGAUGAUGAUGGCAUGGCAACUCGAGGGGCAUGGGCUUCGGUCAACGGCGGAGUUGCAAGCGCGCGUCGAACGGUCGCCAUGAAGACUACUAAUCACGUCGCCAACGGACCGGUCAAGAGAGGCCGGGGCAGGCCGGCGAAACAUCCAAAGUGA
This is a messenger RNA of Cladophialophora carrionii CBS 160.54, 3855 nucleotides long. RefSeq lists its product as uncharacterized. Bases 1 to 3855 code for a protein of 1284 amino acids. Lineage: Eukaryota; Fungi; Ascomycota; Eurotiomycetes; Chaetothyriales; Herpotrichiellaceae. The record is from RefSeq and is a predicted model, not a curated record. The transcript is spliced from 2 exons.